Messenger RNA from Papilio xuthus (Asian swallowtail), 2204 nucleotides. RefSeq names its product blood vessel epicardial substance-A. Lineage: Eukaryota; Metazoa; Arthropoda; Insecta; Lepidoptera; Papilionidae. The record is from RefSeq and is a predicted model, not a curated record. Gene Ontology annotation, biological process: regulation of membrane potential; striated muscle cell differentiation; heart development. Gene Ontology annotation, molecular function: cAMP binding. Gene Ontology annotation, cellular component: sarcolemma. The coding region runs from base 207 to 1535 and encodes 442 amino acids. The transcript has 8 exons.
CUCGCUAUGCCGCUCGCGUGCCGCGCUCGCUCGUGUUGUGGUGCUUUAUGAUGGUGCGGCAUGGAAGUGCGAGACAUGCGGACGUUCCGUGAGCGACCACCCACGAGAUACGCGACCGCCGCCGGUGGGAGCAGGACUACCACCCGACGGCUGCUCAGGUAGAAAGUAGAGGCAAUCAGUGCGGCAGUCGGUCGCAGUGCGUGGGGAUGGAGCUGGUAAUAGUGAAGGCCAGAGCCCAGCUGAAUCGUCUUCUGUGGGCGGGUGAGAAACGCGCGGUCGUGCGCGAGGGGGUGCGCGGGGAGCGCGGGGGGGCCGGCGGCCGCGCGCGGGCGGGGCGCGAGCGCAGCAUGGCCGCCGCGCCCGCGCCGGCGUCCGCCGCGCCCUGGCUCAACGCCACGCUGGCCUUCAACGCGACGCGCCCCAACGACACCGACUACGAGCUGCUGAACGCCAUCGCCGAAGACCGCGACGACCACUGGUUUUGCGCCAAAUGGACCAGCGCACAACAGGACCUAUUUCAGGCAGCGAAUUUGUGCUUCGCACUGGCGUUCUUCGUGCCGAAGCACUUCAAGCAGAGUAUCUUAGUGCUGCGCGCGCUAGCAGCGGCGGGCGCGGUGCUAAUGGCGAUGUGGGCGGGCGCCGAGGUGUGCGCUCCCGACAUUCUCGCCUGGAGCCUCGCCGUGCUCCUCGUGAACUCGGUGCACUCGGUUUUCUUAAUUAUAAGAUUUCUUCCGCCGGCGCUGUCACUGGAGCUGACGGAUCUGUACUUGAAGUUGUUCAAGCCACUGAAGGUGAGCAAGAAGCAUUUCCAAGAGCUGACACGCGAGGCGAGGCUCAUGCGGCUCGAGGCAGGCGAGGCCUACGCGCUAGAAGACGUCACGCCCGCCGACGAAAGGCUCUCAAUACUCCUAAAGGGAAAAAUGCGGGUGAGCUGUGACGAGACGCAUUUACACUACAUACAGCCAUAUCAGUUCGUGGACUCGCCGGAGUGGGAGGCCAACAGGGAACAAUCUGACGAUGUCUUCCAGGUGAGCGUGGUGGCGGAGGAGGUAUGCACGUGCGUGUGCUGGCCACGCAUGCGACUCGAACGUGUUCUACGACACCGGCCGGCACUAAAGGUCGUGCUCGACUGUCUCAUAGGGAAAGACAUUACUCACAAGCUGUAUUCGGUGAGCGAGGGCUUAGGCAUCGCGGGCGCGGGGGAUAGCGAGGGAGUGCCCCCGCAUCUGACGCGCUCGGCCAGCGUAGACGCCGUACAUGAAGGCGCCCGCGGUCGACUCCGCAGCCUCGCCUGGCGAGCCAGAACCGCCGCGCCCAAAGGUAAUAUUUCAGGGAGCUCGUAUUGGCAGCCAGUGGUGGCACGUCAGUUCCUGCGACAAUCGCCGUUUGGGCGCGCUAUGCUGCCGCCGCGGCUAGUGGCACAAGCAUCAUCAGCCAGCUUGCAACCGCCCCCGGCCAGCCUGCAGCCACCUGCAAACCGCCGACGCGAGGUCAAGUUUGCGGAGACGCCGAGCGCGGUGGAACCAGCCGUGUGACGCGGGCCGCGGCUCCAGCCCGAGCUGGUGCCGCUCGUUGCCGCCCCGCAGCCCCCGCAGCCGCCGCACUUCCCCUACACUACUCACAUGUCUCACGCAGACUCGCCCACAUCCAUACUCUCCCCCUGACAUCAACCCACAUUCGAGCGAACGACACCGCCACACAUGACAGACUUUUAAACACAUUUGUAUGUACAGUAAAACGAGCCGAUAAGGGAAAUUACUAACAUGAGACUAGUAAAAAUUAAACGCUAAAAGAAAAUAAUAAUUUUAUAUUGCCUGUUUAAAAAAAGAGCUUCCUAAUAGAACAGUAUACACGUGUAAUACUUAGCUUAUGUUCGCUCGAAAAGUGACGAUUGAGUGGGACAUUCCACCGCAAGUGACAGAGACACGUCGUCGGUGUGAAGUGAUACUGACUGCUAAACUUGUUGAAUUUUCAUAAUGACAUUAUUAUGUAAAAUGUAAUUAUUGUGUGAAAAGUAGAUUUAGAUAGCUAGAAUAAAAUGUAUUUUGUAUUGUAUGUUGCAUUUGAAUAAAACCGCUCAAGCGUUGUAUAGCUCUAUAUAAUAUAACGAUCGGAUCGAUAUAGAACUGAGCGUUAUCGAUGCGAGCGAUCGAGAGAGAACUAAAUACUAACACGACUAUAUGUACAUAUAUGUACACGAGAUG